Molecule: messenger RNA, 4197 nt
Organism: Danio rerio (zebrafish)
Lineage: Eukaryota; Metazoa; Chordata; Actinopteri; Cypriniformes; Danionidae
Source: RefSeq, a predicted model, not a curated record
GCUGAAGAUUAGUGAGUGAGUGACUGUUUUAAUGGCUGUAAAUAUCACACGUUUUGCACCUUUAAACUUGUCACAUUUGCUAUUUUUCUAUAGAAGAUAAUUUUAAUUUUAUGAAUUACUAAAAACAUACUUAUUCUAUACUUGGAAUAACUCAAUUCAAAUUUAAUGUCAUAAAGAAAAAAACACGGCAAGAAUGUCACCAAUAAUUCUUGGAACACAGACUGCAGGCCGUGAACUAUAAUUGUAGAAUAGAGUAGCCUGCUAUUUUCAGUUGCGCGCUCUCCAUGGUGCUGGACAGCAGUGCGCUUUUACCGCCAGCUCUGCGCGACGCAGCCAUUGCAUCUCCACAAUCUUUUUCUUUGGGAAAAACAUAUUCCAGGGGCCGUUUUGUUUAACGUUGUACAGUAUAAUUACUUUUGCACACAAAUCGUUAUCUACGUAUAUUAUGAUAACCCACGGAGCGUGCAUAUGGAAGUUUUUGCACAUGCACAAAAAAGGUCUAUUAUCAGAUCUUGAAUUCUGGAGGGAAAGGGGACAGCAAAGGUUUUCCAGACUGCUCAAGGGAGGUAACAAUUUAAUAAUAUAUUUUAAUAAUUGCUUUUGCCAUUUAAAGUAAAUUGGAGCACUGCUUUUUACCCAAUAACUUCUUAUUGGCAUGUUCGCACAGUCGAGUUUGCGUUUUUAUGCUGCUACAGCAUGGCGUGAGAUUUAAUAAAGUUUCACUUUAAACAAAAUCAAAUUAAAUGAGCUGAAAUUCGUUGUCGACGUUUAAACUUUGUUUGCAGACGGAAAAUAAACGAAAUAAUUAAAUAACUCAAAGAAACACCUUGCGUUUAUUCGUUCAUUAUAUCUACAAAAAAUGCAAUCUAACGCUUAGAGAUGUAUUUGGAAUUAGCGAUAAGAAACAUACAUUGCCGAUGCAUGGCGCUCCCUCGUUUCCUUACACUUAACGACAGACUUAUCGAAGCGUCAGAACCGUAACUCUCCUUUUUUGGGGAAGCCCGUCAUAUCCUCUGUCCUUAUAUGGUCACGAAGAUGACACGCAGCGGGGAAUCCUCUCACUGGAGACAAUGAAUGGGGAGGAGGGCUGAUCGCCGAGACGGAGUGUAUAAAAGCCGAGCGAAGGGAAGCCGCUAGUGUGAGAAUCAACAGAUCUACACAUCUACAGAUAGCUGGAGAGCUAUAUUACCUUGACGCAGAUCUCAAAAAGGGGAAUUCCAAAGUAUUUACAUUUCUUUUCUGGACGUACGCCUUUACGGACUUUACUGUCGGACCGUUCUUGCUCUUUCUUGAGUUUGCAAUACCCUCUGAUCAAUAACCUGCUCGGACUGAUAGCCAUUGGAAAGCCAUUUACGGAAAGAUGCUUAACAACAUGGAUUUGAACUCUCAAGAUUCUUUUUAUUCUCAGUUUGAAAACUGUAACAGUUCUGCGAUGGGGAUGGAAACUCAGGGCUCCAAAGACAGCCAGGAUGUUUUCAUGGAUUCUGGAAGGACAGCACCUGCCCAGUUUUCACACGGUGCGCCUAUUACCCCCAAAACGGAGCCCACAAGUACAGAUCAGUUUAACUCUUGUCAGGGUCCGAAAGAAAGCUACACAACCUCCCUAGCUUACUCAGGCAGCUUCUAUGUGGAAACAUCUCAAGGAACACCUUGCAGCACGGAAACGCUGCUCAACAUGAUCACCGAAAUCGUUGGCAUCUCAACAACCCCUGUGUCGGAUGCGCAUCCGUGUGGAGACGGUACAAUGAACGCAAGCCGUAGCAGUUUUGGUGACGAGGGGGUCCAGACGCAGGCCUCCACGUGCACCACCCCGCCGUUGUAUUCACCGGGACAGACAGGCCACAGCUACCCGGACACUCAGACCGCCACGCAGGCCCAAGACUCCGCCACAUCGCAUUUAAACUUUGCCUCCUCUGCGCAAGACGCUGAACCGUUGUCUGAAAGCGCGACGUUCCCGGUGGUCAUCAAAAAUGAAUUCGAGAGCAGCUGCUAUGAGUGGGGGACCUUCAGCAAGUCCUACUUGGAUGCUGGCUUCCAGUCAGAGCCAUUCUCCAUGUCGAAUAGCUUUUCAGCUGAUCAACAACAGGUGGACGUGAAGGAACUUUUAGACUCAUAUUCUCCCAUUUGCUCGAACACAGAGACUGAAUUCAAAGUGGAAAGCACCCUAAAACAAGAGCAGUGCUUUGGAGAUGCUUGCACACAAGGCUUUAGUGCUCCCAUGUUUAACUACCCCACUCCAGUUAUGGAUAUCCCACCCACCAGUCUUUUAAAACCGACUAUUUUCCCCAAUAUUGAAUUCCAGUCCAGUUGCGACACAAGCUACUCGACUUCUACAAUAGACUCGGUUCUGUAUUCAUCGUUAUUGCCCGAGUCUUUCAGUCAAACUUAUACACGGGCUCAAAAACCUAAUCGGGUAAGAAAAAGCCCUGCCUCCUCUACCGGCCCGGCCAAAGAGAAACCUUUCACGUGUCCGAUGGAGACCUGCGACCGGCGUUUCUCUCGGUCGGAUGAGCUCAACAGGCACAUCCGCAUCCACACGGGACACAAACCUUUCCAGUGCCGCAUCUGUUUGCGCAGCUUCAGCAGAAGCGACCAUCUGACCACACACACCCGCACUCAUACGGGCGAGAAACCGUUCUCGUGUGAUGUGUGCGGCAAACGCUUCGCCAGAAGCGACGAAAGGAAACGGCACGGAAGGGUGCAUCUCAAACAGAAAGAAAAGAUGGAGUUGAAGCCACAAGUGGUCAACGCGUGGCCGUUCACUUUGCCUGAGGCAAUUUAAGCGCCGAUUGCAGAGAGCGGCGUAAAAAGCACUCGUCGUGCGUGAUGUCAAAUCUUUCCGUCUUGGAAGAUUCAAUCUUACUAAUACAGUUGCUUAGGCUACAGAUUACAAAUCCAAAGCUCAAGUAAACGCUGUGGAAACUGAUUCGAGAGACCCACAUGAGCGUACAGCUCCAGCGAGGUAACAGAUCUUGAAUCGGGGACUGACUUUAAAACCUGGACCUCCCACAAUGAGUCUUGCGCGCAGCUUGAGGUGCGUGCAGCAAGCUCAUAAACUUAAUUUCUAUAUUCCUCGACCACUAUAUUUCACAAUCGAGGAGCGUGUUUUGCAGAAGAAAACGAACUGCAGUUCAGCACUUUUACUACGGAACAGCUCCAACCUCGACCUUGCAUUGUAAUGCGGCAGUAAAACGCACAGCUGGAAUGUAUUGCACUUAUCUCCACUUUCAAACUUCAAAUCGUUUUAAUUCGUGCUUUUUGGUCUUUUCUAUUCUAACGCUGUCACCUUCUUGAACAAUGCAUGUAUAUGUUUACGUGAUAUUAAUAAUCACCGAUAGAUGCUUAACAGCACAAGUCAAAUUUACCUCGUUUUACGACAUGCUGGCAUUAUUGAUUGAUCAUUGUGCCAAGGUUUUUACAACGUAUUUCCCCCUCUUUAUAUGUUUAAUUUCUGUUGCUAUGCCUAUCCAAUAGUAAUUGUGUUGUACAUUUGAAAAAAAAAUCCAGUUCUACUGUUGUCAAACUUACACAGCGAGUGGGAAGAAAUAAAUACAUUUAUAUGCCAAUGAUCAUUUGUAUUUUUCUAACAAGUACUACUUUUUACAUUUUCUGUUGAGCUGAAAGACUAUUUAUAUCCUUAUUUUCAACGUGUCCCUUGUGUUAUGGAAAGCACAGGCCACGCAAAAGAUGUCUUGAAAUUUGUUCAGUCCACAAUUUCUAGAAUAUUUGAAUGUAUGAAGCCAAUUGCCCAACCCUGAGUAUCUGCUUUUCAAUCGUUUUUGAUUUAACCACAUCAUUGUUGUGUGUUAUUGUGUGAGCUUCUGACACAAAUUCAUGAAUCAUGAAUUAUCCAGUUCACACGGCUCCUAUAUUUUGUGAUGCGAUGAGAAGUAGACUAGAACAGAGUUUGACACUGAUGUUGAGUGAUUUGAAAGCAUACAGUUUUCAAUAGUCUUUCAGAAGAGUUCAUCAUGCCUUUCAGUAUACAAGCUUUUGUAUUGUACUAGCCAAUUUAAUCAAUAGGGAGAAUUGUAGAAAAUGUGCAUUUGCCUUAAGUUAUAAUAACUUUACUGGAGAAAUGAUUUUGUACAUAUUGAGAACCAUUUAUACGCAAUACUUUGGAUGAACAUUGAUGUGUGUUAUUUUUAUGACGAAUAUUUAUGAAUAAAACGAUUUCUUGAGGUGUUUAAAGAGAAA